Molecule: messenger RNA, 429 nt
Organism: Effrenium voratum
Lineage: Eukaryota; Dinophyceae; Suessiales; Symbiodiniaceae
Source: the annotation of a GenBank genome assembly
AUGUACAGCUGGAGGAGACCCGACCUGAAGCCGGGCUUGCUGGGCGUCAUCAAGUCUUUCGAGGACGCCGCAGGCUAUGGCUUCAUCUACAGCCCCGAAGCCCGGAAGAAGUACAGCCGAGAUGUGUUCCUGCAUCGGAAACAGCUCAAGGAGUUCAAAGUCGGUGACGCCGUUCGCUUCCAGGUGAACGAAAACCGUGACGGCCAUCCUCAGGCCUCCAAGCUACGCCCGGCGCCAGGGGAGACGGUGAUUCUGCCCGAAGAGCCAGCGGCUCCGGUGCCGCAGGAGAAGCCUGAGAAGGAAGUCUUCAUCGGGGAGAUCAAAUCCUUCAGCCCCGUGAACGGUUUUGGCUUCAUCGUCAAUGAGAAGCUGUACGAGAGGUUCAAGCGGGAUGUCUUCCUGCAUGAGAGUCGCAGUUCGAGGGGCUGA